Messenger RNA from Aspergillus caelatus, 417 nucleotides. RefSeq lists its product as uncharacterized. The record is from RefSeq and is a predicted model, not a curated record. Lineage: Eukaryota; Fungi; Ascomycota; Eurotiomycetes; Eurotiales; Aspergillaceae. The transcript has a single exon. The annotation marks the transcript as partial.
CAUGGGUCUCGUGGCUUGUCGGUUUGUCCUUACUCGACUGGAAUCCGUUAUGAUUUUCAGAAUGCUCCUUGGAGUGGGACACAGGGCCAUCUUGAUUGCCGAUGGUAGGACCCGCUAUUUUGGUCUUGGACUUCGCCCCUUGUUCAGAACCUCGUUGACCACGGGUAGUUGGACUUGCAGUUUUUUGCUUGUGUUUGGCGAUUUCAUGUUUGGGUGAGCUAGCCAAUGAAAUAAUCUUUCUAUAGGCCUCUUGAUAAUAAUCCUUCUGUUUAUCUUUGCUCCGUGAUGCUGUAGGCGGUUCCCGGUCGAACUUCCCUCGAACUUUCCGCCAAUAUUGCUCACGGUCUUUGUCUGUCGAGUUUGGUGAUUCGCGAUCCGACGCACCAGGGGACCGUUUCAUCUGACCAUGCCUUUUGA